CUGUGUCCCAGUGUUGUCGCCUGGAGGUCAGACAUCCAUCACUGUGCCUGAUGCGGAGUUGAGCUGUCAUCCACCCAUCUGUUGACCGGCCGGCUCAGUGAGUCUGACUCUGAAACACAGCCGUGGAAUAACCCACCCGUGUCCUCUCCGCGCAGUCUGCGUCUUUCUUUGUGUUCAAAUCAGAUCCAACAAACAAGACGACACCGCGAACAAAGAACGGAUGCGUUAAAAUGCGACCAAUUCCACCUUAAAUGCCAAUUGCGUCUAUGCUGGAGACCAAGUCGCCAUCUUCGGUCCACCUUAAGCGCACAAUGUGGCCAACGAAUGCGAGCGUACCAGCCGGGCUUCCGUCCUCAUUCUCCAGCCGAGGAUCGCGCUCCGGCUUCCAGCUUUGACACAGCAGCGUCACUUCUGAAACCACAGAGGGGGGAGAAGACGCACCCGGGCCAGAGCCCAUCCGCACCCUCAGGAGAGAAAGAUGUCCGAGCCAAACAAGUACCGAGAGUGGAUUCUGGAAACCAUCGACUCUCUCCGCUCGAGGAAAGCUCGUCCGGAUCUGGAGAGGAUUUGUCGAAUGGUUCGGAGACGUCACGGCUCGGACCCGGACCGAACCAGGACAGAACUGGAAAAACUGAUUCAAGAGCAGACGGUGCUCAAAGUUAGCUACAAGGGCUCCAUAUCUUACCGAAACGCGGCCAAGGUGCAGAGGAAAAGCCGAAAGAAGAGUGAGUUUACGGGCGCUGGCAGCAGCAGCAGCGGCGCGGAGGCAGCGAGGACCAAACACGACCAUCUGAACAACAACGGCGACAGUGCGCACAGCUUCACCGACCAGGAGGAGGGAGAGGAGGACUCGGAGCCCAACCCAGAGCCCCACACUCACACAGCAGCCAGCAGCGAGGGGAAGCAGCCUGCCGCCAGCCCGAGGAGCGGAAACGGGUGCCUCAGUUGUGGCGCAACAACGGGCUGCGAUGUCGGGAGCGGCUGUAAAGAGGAGAAAGCAAGUGCAGCGAGAGACGAGGAGGGAUUAGGAGGACAGCAGGGAGCGGUGGGCUGCCCGUCUCUGCCCGGGCUCAGAACAAGCGCACACGACAGCGGAGAUGCCAGCGGGACAACCCCGGGGAGAAUCGACGCAGUUCGCGGGGGGAAAGUACCUGGCCUGUCCGGGGCUGACACCCCAAACAAAACUUGCUCUGGGGGCGUCAGCCUUCAACAGCACAGACCGAAGCAGACUGCGCCCCUUAAGCCCAAACUUCGAGUCGCAGGAGAGGGCAUCAGAGCAGCGGGGACCAACCCAGACCUCGGCGACAGAGUGGUGGCUUCUGUUCGCAGCCUGUCCGAGAGGAGCCUCAAUGGGGGCUCCACCGCCGCCACCCGAGGCCACAUCAAGCCGCUCGGGCUGAAGGAGAUCCUGGGCUAUCUGAGCAGUCAGGAGCGCCUGUCGGAGGAGAAGCUGACCAGAGGCAAAGUCAAAGUGGUGAUGGAGAGAGAGGUGGAGAGGGGCAGGCUGCGCAGGACCCGCUGCGGGAACAUCACUCUUCCUCUGAGGGGGGUGGAACUGGAGGAGCCGAAGAAUGCGUCCACGAACAGACUUGUAAAGAGCGCACUGCAGGACAGGCACAGUGAGAAGAAGCCGCCGACCCCCUCUCUCCAGGAGAAUGAGCCAAUGGAAACAGCCAGUGAAGAGGAGGACAGGGAACAUAAUGAGGAAGAGGAGGAGAAAGAUGAUCCCCGGAGUUCUGAAGAGGAGGGUGGACUUUCCUUAGUAGCCAUGACAACCGAACCAGAGCUCAUUGAGAAAAGCAGAGAAGAUGCUGAGUUCCAGGAAGGAUCAAAGCAGGAGAGCCCCCAGCAGCAGCAGGAGGGCAAAGGACUCAGUUCUGUCGGCAGGACGCCAUGUUCACCUCUUCAGGUAUCCAACAACAACGCUCACUUGAAGGAAAGAGAUAUGGUCUCUUAUCAGCUACAUACAGAUGCAAAGAUGCAGAAUGACAGAGUCGGCCAGACCUCCCCGGGCUUCAACUGCCUGGAGUCGAAGACAGAGGUCGGCGUGUCGUCCUGCCUGCUCACACCCACAGCCUCCCCGAGAGACUCCGGCCAGUCUGAUGAACGAGGGAUAAACGGAGGAGUUAGCAGUGGAGGGUUAAUAAAGUCUGAGGCGAUCAGUGGCAGCCCGAUGGAGUGGACGGUGUCUGAUGUUGUCAGUUAUUUCACAGCAGCAGGUUUCCCAGAGCAGGCUGCUGCUUUCAAGACCCAGGAAAUCGAUGGCAAGUCUCUCCUCCUCAUGCAGCGCAACGAUGUUCUGACCGGCCUGUCAAUCAGACUCGGCCCCGCCCUCAAGAUCUAUGAGCGUCAUGUAAAGGUGCUGCAGAGAACGCAUUUUGAGGAUGACGAGUGCUAACACACACACACAUGCACACACACAAAAUACACACAAAGGCCCUGAGUCUGUAUCUACAUUUAGCUUCAGUAAUCUUAUAACAAUGUAUGCAUGAAGUACAAUAGACAACUUUUCAUCUCAUGCCAAACAACACACACACGCACACACACGCACACACACACGCACAUGCACACGCACAAACACACACACACAGUUUCUUUCCCUCCCGGCCCGCUCUGACUGCUCUGGUCCAGAAACAACACAAAAAACGAGACUGACUUCCCUGCACAAUGAAGAUUUUCUACUGAACACAGUGUUAAUGUUGGAGUGAGAAAGACGUCAGAGACAUUUUUUUAAGUCGCAGAAUUAAAAAAUAACAUCAUUCAACUCUUUUUUAGUCACAACGUUCACACACUUUUUUGCAUUUUCUCUAUUAAACUGUAAGUUAGUUUGUUUUUUCUGUGCUCCUUUUUUGCACAUUUUGAAAGAAGGUUGUUUAUUUUGUGAAGAGGUAAAUUGAAGUUUGAUUUAAUGAGGCUCUGAUGAAAGAUGUCGUCUGUUGUGGUUAUGUUUUUGCUUGUUUAAACACACUGUUUUUGUGAGGAUGUGUGACGGAGCUUGUUGGAUUGCAAAGAAGCGAAGGAGAAGUUGAACAGAUAAAAUGCAUCUUUGGUUACAGCAAUAACCUGAUAAUUCCUCUGAGGUGGGUUCGGUGGUUGAACACUGUCGGUCCACAGGUGGUUGAUUUCUUCUUGGUUUAAUGUUUUAGAGGAAAGCCUAAGACACAAUCUUGUUGAUGUUUUGAAACAGAACUACCCACAAUCCUCAUCACCAGAUCAAAGAAAGCCUUCAUGCAGGCCCUGCUUACACCUGGUAUCAACAUGGAUCCUGAGUGAUCCGAGUAAAGAUGCACUGAGAUCCAAAACAUUCAUCCACAUACAGAGGUGGUGAUGAUUUGUCCACAUCAGUCUGGCAGUACGUAUACACACUGAGUCCAGGAAAGAAAGAAGAAACAAAGGGAGCUGAUCAGCUGUUUGACCUUAACAAGGCGCUGGAAUAGACUCUUUUCAGUCAGCUGAUCUGAGCCCGGCAGGGUAGCCACAUGCUAACCAGGAAGCUGACACUAAUGAUCUUAACCAGGAGGGAGAUAGUACAAGUGAAAGUGCCCCCACUAUGACAUUCAUCCAUGAGCUAGAACUGCAGAAAGGAGGGUGAGCUGCACACGUGUGACCGAGCAGAAAUGUGAUCUGUGUGGUGAUCCCACAGAUUGUCUUUAUUAAACAUCAGUGUCGUCACUAUGUUUGCUUGAGGGUGACAUCUCUGCCUGUGGAGACAUGGAUCCUGCACUGUAGCAGAUCACAUCCCAUGUGGACCCUUGGCCGUUGUCACUGCAGGAUUGUUCUGCUUAUAUAGAUCGUAUUCAGUCUUUUAAUACAGACAUGUAGACAUGAAAUAUUCUGUAUUUCUCCGUGCAACCCUGGCUCUAAUACACACAGAACUUCUUCACAUGUUGGCAAAACAUGAGGAGUUUAGGGCAUGACCGAUAUGAACAAAUGAGUCCUAGACCACCUCCAUAUGUGACCUGAGUGACACUCAAUCCAACUUCAGGACACAUGGACUUCUGUCUGUCUACUUCUGAUCCUAUCACCCAGUGUGGAGGAUAAUGCCAGGUGUUAACAGGGUCUCAUGGCCAAAUUCCACCAGAUCCGUAUCCGGUCCGUCUCCGAUUCCGUCAUGGCACCGGAUCUGAUAGGUUUCUAUUUUAGUCAAUGUGUCAACUUCCACUGGAUCCGCUCCGUAUCGUUCCGGCUGCUCUGAUCCGACAGGUCGGAAUGCAACGGAUUGGAGACGGACCGUACACGGAUCUGGUGGAAGUCCCGUGUUAGGCUGCAGCACUUGAACAUGCGCAUGCGUUGAGAUCAAUGAAUGACCUCCCAGAUAUGAUCAAGCCUUUCUCAUCAGGCCUUUCAGAAGCCAAACAAUUACUUUGAGUGUACUUGGGGCGAGCGUUAGCUGUUGAGAAGCCGCCAGCUGGUGUUUGCAGUCUGUAAAUCCAAUUGUGGGGUUGGUUUUGUUAGUUAAUCAAGAAUCACUUUGCAUCCCUGAUGGGUAAACUCGUGCUUGCAUGUGUGCACAUUCACCAGCAGCAGGGACGCUGUAAGCACCAACUUAAGGCAGUUACAAAUACAAAUCCGUGCACCUGCAUUAUCUACUGAUCCUUAGCGGAUUGAUUUUACACCACAAAUAAAGCUCUGCUGUGCUUGUUUGGACACUUCCAAAGUAUUUGAUCAAUGAAACAGUUAUGCUGCUGAAAAUCCAUCUGAUUCAAAAAACAGUGACGCUGACAAACUAGUGAGAGAUGUGGUAAAACUUACAACACUGAGGAUCAUACAGCACACUCGAUCACACAGGUGUGAAACAGGGUCAUUGAUAAAACUCACACUUCAUGACUGCACAGAGCUUAAAGAGGACGAAUGUUUCAUCCUGAGUCAGUCCUCCGUGCGUUUGAAUCAGCAGAAAGCUAAAUAAAGACCGUCCUGACACUGGAGUGGGCUCCAGAAAGGUUAGACAACAGAAAAUCUCAGCCACGUAUCCCUGAGUGAGUACAAGGAUCAGGAAUAAGUCCAGAAAGACGUCAGCCUUUGUUUGUAAAUUAAAACUGAAAGAUGUAACUGCAGGGUAAAGCUGAGUCAAUCAAUCAACUUAUCUAAUACCACCAGCAUUUUUUAACUGUUUGUACCCGUCAGAAACCAACCUGUCAAACUCUGUCUCAUCUCAUUCCUGUGUUCAACAAAUCCAUUCCAGGUGUGACAUCUUGUCCUGCAUGCUUUAUUAAAAUGACCUGUAUUUGUACAUUUCAUCAUAUUUUAUGUAAUGUUUUGAAUGUUUCCUGUUCACUCUCCACAAAUGUUCAGAUUUCUUUAUGCACUCAAGCCUCCGCUACCUCUCACCCAGGGGCGUGUCCAGAGGGGUGGCAUGUCACCCCUUGAUAUCUGAUUGGCCACCCCAAAGUCUUUAACUAUGAUUGUCUAUUUGGCUUGUCAGAGGCGGGACAUACUGUGUAUUAAAAUCAACUAUUUGAGCUGUGUUGAAAUCAUAGACCAUAAAAAAUGGAUGUCGUCUCUGUGACGUCACCCAUCUGUUCCUGAGCUCUGUUUUGAAGCCAAUCAUCGGCGGAUGCCAUAUUGGAAAUGUUGAACUCAACCUAACUUCGUCUGAGCUUGUGUUUAGGCUUUUCGCUAACAGCUACAGGGAGCCCGCCUGUCAAUCAAGUCAGCCCUGUCCUUAAUUUUGCAAGACUCGUAAGAUUAAUAUCUUCGAAAACACUUGAAUUAUAAAAAAAAUCCUACUCAGCACUAAAUCCAUUUUUGAACCAGACUGUUAACAUGUUUAUUUCUGCUGGAAAUAUCGUCUUCUUUGAAUGGGUGUGUAUGUGGUUUCUGGUGUUUUUGCAGCCAGCCUCAAGUGGACAAUCCAUGAACUGCAGUUUUUAACACUUCCGCAUUGGCUUCAUAUUUUGAGACUGGAGGUUUCCGCUUGGUUGAAACAAAGUCGGUCAAAAGUAGAACAAGUUACUACCGAGGUGGAGUCAUGACGCCUAUUUUAAAGGAAACGGUUACAAAUGCAGCACACAUUAACCUACUUUACAACCCCACAUUUGAUGUGGUUGUUUUAUAUAAUUUGCCAAUAAAAAUGUAUUAUUUAUAGAAACGAAAUUUGGUCCUUAUAGAGUCGUUUUCUUAAAAUCAGUCUUGAAAAGAUGAGGGUGUAAUCAGGGUCAUUCAUAUUCUGACCAAUUUAGUAAUAAAUAACUAUUUCAUAAGACAGGUGCAUUGAAGGAGUCCAUCAAAUAUGACAGAAACAAAUGACCAAUAAAAGUAUUUUUGAUAUUAAGAUGUAAAGGAGGAUGUUUGCAUUAAGUGAAGUACUUAAAAACUCUUACUUUUCGUCAACAACAAAAAAAUAGAGUCCCUCAAGAUUUAAAGAUUAGAAGAUUCAAAUGUUGCUACUGAGUUAGGCGCAAGCGGCAACCUCCGGCCACGAGAAUUGAAGCCAAUGCUGAAGUGUUAAAAACUGCAGUUCAUCGAGGAUCCGCUUGAGGCUGGCUCCAGAAGCACCAGAAACCACAUACACACCAAUUCAAAAAAGCUGAUCUUUACAGCAGAAAUAAACAUGUUUACAGCCUGGUUCAAAAGACGAGUGUGGUCUGGAUAGCUCAUAUCUCGAUUGGCACACACUGUAGGGGGGGUGAAUUUUUUUUAAUAAUGCAGCAAUUUCAAAGAUAUUGAGUUUACAAGUUUCCCAUUAUGAGAGGCACAGCUGACUUGAUUGACAGGCGGGAACACUGUAGCUGUUGGCUAGGAGGCUCAAAGCCCGCCUCUUUACGUCACAAUCGCUUGACAGAAGUUAUGUGGAGUUCAGUGUUUCCGAUAUGCAAAUGCUACUUUUUUUCUCUAGGCUGCAUAAACAUUACACAGAAGUUACAGCGUAUGCCUCAAAACAGUGCUUCAGAAACAGAUGGGUGACGUCACAGAUACUACUUCCAUUAUUUAUACAGCCUUUGGUUAGGUGUUGCUUUCUAAUUUUUAAAUAGUUGUACACAGGAACAAAACAUCUGUUAGAUACUUCAAAAGUCUGGACAUGCCCCUGCUCUCACCCAAAGUUUCUCCCUCACUCUCCCUUUUUUCUUACAACUUCUACAAACACUUUCAGGUUUUACCUGUUAGUUGGAGGUGUACCGUCUGCUGCCACUGUUCAGUUUGUUUCAUUCUCAUGAGUUGAAUAUGUUGGAAAAAAGAGGAUGGUGUUUGAGUCCAGAUUGUACAGUGCACCCCGGCCCGCGUUGAUUGUCUCACAUUCUUUGUUAAAGAACAACUUUAGUAAUAAACGUUUCAAUUAAAACAC
Molecule: messenger RNA, 7282 nt
Organism: Notolabrus celidotus (New Zealand spotty)
Lineage: Eukaryota; Metazoa; Chordata; Actinopteri; Labriformes; Labridae
Gene: samd1b
Product: sterile alpha motif domain containing 1b
Exons: 7
Coding region: 479-2398 (639 amino acids)
Molecular function (GO): protein binding; DNA binding
Source: RefSeq, a predicted model, not a curated record